Molecule: messenger RNA, 4935 nt
Organism: Penaeus chinensis
Lineage: Eukaryota; Metazoa; Arthropoda; Malacostraca; Decapoda; Penaeidae
Product: RNA-binding protein 48-like
Exons: 1
Coding region: 88-954 (288 amino acids)
Cellular component (GO): nucleoplasm
Molecular function (GO): nucleic acid binding
Source: RefSeq, a predicted model, not a curated record
ACACUCGGUGAAAAUAACACUGCGUGUAAACAGACCGCACAGGAGGAAGUACGACGGACCUUUAUUCCACCCACCGAUAUCCACGGCAUGGGAACUCCGGGCUCCGUUGAGAGGCUGCCUCACCACGAACAGAUGGAAUUUUGCCUCACGAGAGCUAAAUAUCGACAGGGGAGGAAGCUCACGGCGGUUAAAGUAUAUACCGUGAAUGACGAAUCCAAGUUCCUGAUUGUGACGGGGAUUCCAGCCAUUAAGAUCUGCAACGAAGUGGAGAGCUUGUGCUUGAAGUAUGGCCACGUCGAGUUCAUUCAGCCGCUGCCGGGCUACCCCUGCGAGGCCUACACGGAGGCUUUCUUGGUCAAGUACGCCAGGGUCAAGAGUGCUUGCUUUGCUAAGGUUCAGUUAGACGGAAAGUCGUUCUACGGAGGGGUGUUGCACGUGUUUUAUGCCCCGGAGUUGGAGUCUGUGGGGGACACAAGAGAGAAGUUGCAGGAGAGGCGGAAAAGCAUAGCUGCCCUCACAAGGUACAGUCAAGACCCCUCCCUUGUCAACCCCUCCAAGAAGCAGGGCGCGUUUCAAUAUGGGAAUUCGGCCAGAUAUUUGUCACGGUUAAAGCCCCAACCAGGGGAAAAACCUGUGCUGAGCCACAGUAUCACUGAUUCUUCAAGAUCAGGAGGAGGCAUUAGUGAAGGAAACCCAUUGACAAGCUCUUGUAAUGAUGCUAAGGACCAAGAAGUAUUUGAGGACAUUUGCCACAGUGAAGAUUCAAUAGCCGUCAGUUGUAGACAGUUAACACGGACAAAUUACCCAGGCUCCAGUUCAAGUGUUACCUCAGCAGAACAAAGUGCAUCUUAUGGUUCCAGUGAAAAGAGAACAGCCAGUGAUACUCCCUUUAUAGAAAUCAAUAAGAAGAAAAUUAAAUUAUUUGGUGAUAAUAAGGUCCUGUUGUAUAAAUAAAAGUGAGAUGCCACUUUCAUAGCUACAAUAUUGAGCUUGUUCAUGAUUGUCUGUGAUAACAAGAUUAGUCAUUAACUUCAGUGUUUGAAUUCUUUAUAUUUAUAUAUAUCUAAUUGUAAGAAUUUUUCAUUAUUAUUCUCUGUAAAGGUUGGUCAUAUGACACUUUGAAAGAAAACAACAUUCAAAAUUCUUCGUGUAUUUUGUAAAUAUAAAUACAAUACAAUAACAUCUCACCAUUGCCAGACAAUAACAUUCUCAUUUUUACCAUCCUUAUCAAUGAACGCCACAAGUAAUCUCAUUAUUUUAGGAGUCAUUUGCCUACUUUACUAUAUGUAUAUAUUUUUUUCAUAUCCCCUGCUAUCUGCACAAGGUUCUUACAUCCUAUAAUGAAUGCAGCUUCUGGUCUGAACCCAACAUUUCCAAAUAUUCAACCUAUAUAGUUAAUGCAUUGCUGGCUUAUACAAAAACAACCUUGCAGUGGAAAUCUUAUUCAUAAUUUUGCAUAACUUCUCUCAUAUUAGGCCUACUGUAAAUAAGAAAAAAAGAAUAAGACAAUGAUACAUUAAAUACAACUUCAAUAAAAUGUGCAAUGCAAUACUUACAUUCUCCAUGGCUUACAGCCUCACCCGUUUCUCACAGAAAGUAAUGAAUAAUAAUAUAUACGGAAAUAGCCUAAAGGAUUAAACAAUAGACAGAGGAGUAAUGGGGGAGGAAAAACAAAUUAAUACACAAAUAUGUAUAUAUAACAUUGAUUAUCAUGUCUUUCACAAACAAUCCAAUAAUUUACAUGCAAAGAUGAGACAUAUUUUUAAGAAAAAGAAAGAAAAAAGAUUGUGAACCUUUUUAUCAUCAAAACUGACCUUGUCUAAAUAAUACUGGAAAGAUGGUACAAGGAAAAUUACUUUGCUUGGUUUUCUAAAAUAAUCAUUGCAAAACUAAACUUCACUGAUGUACAAAGCAUUACUGGUACACUUGAUAAAUUUAUAUGAUUAUUUUGAGGUAUCCACCACCAACAAAAAAUCAAAGAAUUCAAUAUCAGUGUCAAUUCUCUCCCCCUCACAUGCUAGUCCUACCCAUAAAGACAUUCUUUCCAUAACAUGUGUAGUAAGUAGCUACUGCUCUGUUCCUAUCUACAAUACAAAGCUGAUGUCUUGCAGAAAACAAUAUAACAUAGAAUCUGUAGAAUUCACUGAAAUCUAGAAUUUUGGAAGCAAAUUCCUUUUUGUUUGUGUUUGUUUGUUUGUUUGUUUGUCUUUUUUUUUUUUUUUUUUUUUAACAAAUCCAGCCACAACAGCAGUUCUAACACAAAUAACAUGAUAACAUGUACUUCUCAUUAUAUUCUAUGUUCUAUAGAUUUUCAACAAUCACAAGGCAUACAAUUAAAACAUGUUGUAAUAUUACACUGUUAAGUACCAUUUUUCUAUCUUCUCAAAUGCUCAGGACUUUAUUUUGAUCUAUAGCAUCUCCUAAAGUUGUCACAAUGGACUUACAGAAGACACUCAUUAAAAAAAGGUCAUUAUCAAUUAAAUUACACAUAUCACCAUAAUAUUUGAAGAUACCUUCUGAAAGCAAAACAUUACACUAUCAACAGCUCUACAAUCAAAAAUUAUCAUACUUCUUUAUUUCCCAUAAAUAUCAAAUUCUAAAUAUAACUAAUAUCAUAUUUCUGAGUAAAAAUUUACACUAUAAAUUACAAACUGCGAAAUACCUGUACUUACUAAUUAAUCUUAAUACUUUCAACACUAUAAAAAUUAUUUCACUGGAGGGACUGAAGUGGUUAAUAAAGUUAGUGGAAUUUUGAACAAAAAACAUUUGAAACAGUAUUUGUAUAAUCACAAAAAAAAAAUAAAAAUCACUUAAGUAACAUUCAGAACACCAUGCAUAAGAUUGCAAAUACUGUACCAUUACAAUACAAGUCAACCUUCUUUAAUCCAGCACCAAUGGGAUCUGAUGCAUACCAAAUUAGCAAAAUCAUCACAUCACAAAGAUUUCCUAUGUAUGAUAGCUGGUAAAUGUUCAAGAGUUGCUUUCAAAACAACCCUUUACGGAUAGUUAUUAUAAUUGUAUUCUAUUCAUAUUCAUUGAAACCUGAUACAGCAAUUACAACUGUCCCCUACAAAGCUAUAUUAAAGUGCCAGUGGUUAUUUCACCAGGAAAAAGAUACUGGCACAAUAACAUAAAAAAUCCCUGUUCAUAACUUGUUUGUGGCAUGAAUAUGAUCAUGGCAGUGUAAACACUGCAGAGGCAUGAAUAUAGCUCACUCCUUUUCUUUGUCCAGUCUCAGGAAAGAAAAAAUGGCAACAUACCCAGACUCUAGAGUACUACAAUCAUCAAGUCUUUAUGAGAAAAAAAGUGGUGCUCAGGUAGCAACUUUCAAUAACACAAUAAAAAUAAUCUAUGAAUUUUGAUAUUACAAAUUAUAUAAACAUAAGUAUAAAGAGUAAGCUGACCAGAAUAAAAAAAGACUUGGUGAACCAGCUACUCCAGAGUUAGAGCUGCUUGUUUUCCUUUCUUGAAAAUGGAUGUAGUAUAACUUCAAAGUCAACAUUAUGAGCAGGCAAAGCAUUUAAUGACUCAGAAGGGAAUGGCAGCACAAACAGUGCAAUUAGGAUUUUUCAUAGCAAUUUCCCCACUGUCUUGUAGAUAAUUUUACUGAAUUUUUAAAAUGUGUUCAGUGGGCACUUUAAUUCCAUUACAUGUAUUAAUUCAGGAUAUUAAAGUAGAAUGGCCCAAGAAAUUGAAUAUCCGUGCCAGAUUAGCAAACAAACCAGAUUACAGUGGAUUAGAAGUGGUUGUCUCGUAACAAUAAAUACCAUAAUAAAAAUUAAAGCUGAAGUAUCUUCAACCUGAACCAAUGUGAGUGGGUUUACAAUCAACCAAAACUACAUAAACCGAGUAACCACCAACACCUUUUUCUUUAAACAGAUAAAAAUAAGUAAAGAAAGCAUUCACUUAGAAAAAAAUACAGUCGAGCAAUUUUUAAGAAAUCCUCCUAAUGUCACACAGUUAACAUUUACUCAAGUGCAAGGAUGACCAGCAUCCAGGUAUGUUACAUUCACUAUUGAGAACAAAAUGCAACUGUGGUUUUAUUUCUCACUAUAAGAUACACAUAUAAACACUACCACACACAGCCAUUAUAACUCCUAUGAUUACAAUAUCCAUAUAUGAUGUUCGUCAGCGAAUAAUUUUUUCCACCUAAGUUCUUCUUCUCCCAAAAUGCAUCCAUGAAAGGUAUGUCAUUUUCCAUUUUCUUUAUCAUAUGCAACACUGUCCACAUAUAUUCAUAUCCUAUGACAAAAAAGGAUUGCUAACUCAACCUAAACUGUUUUUCCUUUCUUUCAAUCACAUUUCCUGGUAUUUUUGUGUAACAUAAUCCAAUUAAGAUAUACAGUCUACACUAAUGCAUUUCAUGACUCACUAGGACACAGCUGCAGAGCCGAAUCCGACCAUCUAUGAAACAAUGUAUUAUCAGGUGGCUUAAAUUUUGUGUAAAAGAGGUGGAUCGUAGGCAGUUCUGUGGAAAAAAACAACCUUAAAAGAAGCAAAGCAAAUCUAGGUGAAACAACUUCAACAAUCUAACAAGUCAUUAAAUAUAGUAAAAAAACAAAAAAACAAAAUAAUAUUAACGUAUGUAUAAAAUCCUUACAGUUAUUCAAUUAUCAAUACAAUUUCCUUUGAUAACUUCAUAUAAUUAUCAUUCUUAAUGAUACACACUACUCAAGAAUAGAUGAAUAAUUAUUGUAUUAUGACAUCAUGCAUAAUACACAUAGCAUUGGGUAAAAUUAAUUUCACUAUCUGAAUCUCACUUCAUUUCCCCCUUUUGUUUUUUUAACUUUUACACACAUUCCCUUUGAUUUCUUUUGUGUGUUCUAAGCAAAAAAAAAAAAAAAAAAAAAAAAAUCAUAUACAAUUAUGGAAUGCUUUAUUUAUGCUUUGCCAUAAAAGGACAAACUUUUUGCUGAUGGCAUCAGAAUAGCUAAA